Molecule: messenger RNA, 1087 nt
Organism: Staurois parvus
Lineage: Eukaryota; Metazoa; Chordata; Amphibia; Anura; Ranidae
Source: the annotation of a GenBank genome assembly
AUGAUGGACAAUCAGCCGCCCCUCACAUCACUGGAUGAAUCCAGUCAUGGGAACCCACCAGAGAGAUGUCCCCGUCCUCUGUAUUCCCGGGAUUCCACACAGAAAGGUCACACCAUCCCUCACUAUUACAAGGUUGGUGGGACAGAGAGUCUAGAACAUGGACUCAUGGAGACAAUGUGCGGAUUUUCUAUGUGAUACUGGAAAGUAGAAGAUGAGGUAGAUGGAUCCAGUCAUGGGAACCCACCAGAGAGAUGUCCCCAUCCUCUGUAUUCCCGGGAUUCCACACAGGAAGAUCACACCAUCCCUCACCAUCAUCAGGUAGGUGGGACGGAGCGUCUAGAAAAUGGAGUGAGAUCACAACAUCAGGUUGGUGGAUUCAAUCAUGGGAACCCACCAGAGAGAUGUCCCCGUCCUCUGUAUUCCUGGGAUUCCACACAGGAAGGUCACACCAUCCCUCACCAUCAUCAGAGUGGAAACCUGAGAGAUUCUACAGUUGAGGUUAAAGAAGAGAUAAAAGAGGAGGAUGAGAAUGGUGUGAUGGAGGAGUCAGAGCUUCUAAAGGAACACAAAAAUCUGUACCAGGACACCAUGGAGGAGUCAUCCAGCUACAGGAACCCACCAGAGAGAAGUCCCCAUCCUCUGUAUUGCCGGGAUUCCACACAGGAAGGUCACAUCAUCCCUCACCAUCAUCAGAGUGGAAUCCUCGAGGAUGAUAAUAUUGAUGUUAAAGAAGAGUAUAAAGAGGAGUAUGGAGUGAUGGAGGAGUUUUCAGAAGGACACAAGGAUAUGAUGGAGCCACCUAAUACCAGGAACCCACCAGAGAGAUGUCCCCAUCCUCUGUAUUCUCGGGAUUCCACACAGGAAGGUCACACCAUCCCUCACCAUCAUCAGAGUGGAGAUCCAAUCGAUAUAGAAUUUGAGGUGAAAUCAGAAGAAGAAGAGGCGUAUGUGAGGGAUGAUCAGCAGUCUAUGGAGGAGGAUGGAAUAACAGGGACAUUUAUAGAGGAGGACACUCCUACAGAGAUCAGCACAGGUGGGUCAUGAACACUAAAUCCAUUCCUCCACCCAUACUGCUGGCACAAAAUUG